GUGUUUCCGUUUCCCGUUACGGGGCGUGUAAAAAAGAGUAUUUGCCGCGUGCGCUUUGCGCCGUGUUUUCUAAAACAUUUACAACACUAAAGUUUAUUCUUUAUGUUUUUCUAACUCAAUUUAUGCAACUGUAUUUCGAUGAAAAUGGAGGCGUUUAAUCAACUAGUAGUGGAAUAUCCAGAAUUAAUGUACGGUGGAGCAGGAGUAACGGCGUUUGUCGCCGGUGGAGCGCUUAUAUACAAAAUUGCUACCAGGAAGAAGCCAAGCCACGUAACCGUGAACUGCUGGUUCUGCAAUGACAACACCGUGGUGCCCUAUGGAAACAGGAACUGCUGGGACUGUCCUAAAUGUGACCAAUACAAUGGCUUCCAGGAGAAUGGUGAUUAUAAUAAGAUCAUCCCAGCUCAGCACAAAGCGCAUCUAAACCACGGUGUAUCUGGAAAUCUUCUCUCAUCUGAGACACCCAAGACACAACAAUGGGUCAACUGCCAGAUGCUGCUAUGCAGGAAGUGCAAUAACAACCAGUCUGCAAAGAUCAAGCAGCUGGCCUCAUUUAUCCCGAGAGAUGACGAGAAUUAUGAUGAAGAAAUUGAAGCCUACAAGUACCAUUUGGAGCAGACCUACAAGUUAUGCAAGCCAUGUCAAACAGCAGUGGAGUACUACAUUAAAUAUCAGAACCGCCAGCUGCGUACUGUGCUCUUAAACCAUCAGCUUCGACGUACUAGAGACUCUGUAAACAGCUUUGUGAAGAGCUCCAGUUCUGUCUCAUCUCCGGUGGGGGUCAUACUUUUACGAGUCCUUGCCUUCCUGAUUUGUGCUUUCCUAGUUGCUACCUUGUUCUCUGAAUUCCUGGACCUGCCUGCUACUAUUGGUGUCACUUAUCCAAAACCUAAACUCUACAAUGAAUCCACUCUCAAAAACGAAAGUAGCACUGAUGCUCCUGUAUGGCAGGAUCUGCUGAAUCUGCUCCCAGACAAGGCCAUAGAAAAUGCCAAACUGGUGUGGCAGCACGGAAGAGCCAACCAGUUGGCUGUAGUCUCUGUUGGCCUGUUGACUUGUCUCACUGCUAUCUUUCUAGCAGGACCUGGAAGAUUGAGGAGAAUUGAUGCUAUGGCCUCUGUCCUGUGGUUUGUCAUCUUUUGCCUCUACCUGGCUGAGAGCAACUUAACGGGUGCUUCAGGCUGGAUGGACACAGCCAAGAACAGCACCAUCUCUCUCUGUUGCCUAGUCAGCUUUGCCGCUGCUGUUGCAACCCACAAACUACCAAGUCUACGAAGAGGCAAAUAUCGAAGGUACCUUGCAGCCAGCUCUGCUGUCCCCUCUUUCACCCGCCAGCCCCAUUUGCCGUGUCCUGACGUGAUGGACUCCUUCGUCCCCACUCUGCCCCCCAACCUCUCCAAGCUCCUCAACCACCAAAACAAUCCCCGCAAGUGCAGUGAUUCUCCGUCGUCGCUGCCCGGGCGCCUCAGCAGAGCCCUCUCUCUCGGCACCAUGCCUUCUUUCAAAAGGGCAGACUCUGGUUGUCUGUUUAGUGGAAGUAGACCAGCGUCCCUGUACAAAGACUCACCACCCUCAGACUAUUUUUCCCUGAAGUCGGGCAGUUGUCACUCAAGCCCGAGCCCAUCUCCACCUCCUUCAGUAGCUGGGUCAGGUACGUCCAGUUCUGGUUCUGCCAGACAACGCCGUCCCCUCAUCAGCCCUGCUCGCCUCAACAUCUGCAGCCAGAGGGUCCAGCUUUUCUCCACAGCGCCUGAAUUCAAGCUGUCGCCCCCCUCCGUGUCUCUGCUGUAUUCCACUGUUGCAUCGGCAUCUCCUAGUUACAGCGGCUGCGUUUCACCCAACGCUUCACCCUUCCAAAGCCAGAAUGACUUGAAUUUAAUCGACGGUAGUGAGAUUGACAGGGAAGAGCAGAGUGAGAGAGGCAGCUCGUCUGCGUCCUCUGCUUGUCUGGUUGGUACUACAACACAGGGGCUGGACAGCCCCCCUCCUAAAAAAGGAUUUAUGAAGCAGUUCAUCCUACCAGGACUUUUAUUAGCAAGCCUGACUGGCAACAUGCUGUUUGUCAGCCUCUGUAUGUACCACUACUGGACAUGAACUGUACAUGGGUCUGUUCUAGUAACCUGCACAGAGUACUCAGACUCUGAUCAUUGGGCAGUCUGUUUGUGUCUGUCGUCCAGAAAGUCCAGGACCAUAACUUAUUUGGUGGUGCUUCCUCAAAAUGCAGACGCCAGCUGGCAACUGUUCAAAAUGUACCUGCCAUUUGAUUGGAGGUGCAUGAAAACUGUGGGCUGCAAUCGCAUAGUAACUCUAGACAUACUGUAUGUGGUUCAUGACUGCUUAAAAAUGUUUUGGCCGUUUUUAAUCUGGCCUCGUUUUGUCUUUUGAACUAUCCCUGCGUUGGCCACAUUAAUACAGAUGCAUGCGAAAAUGAUUUAAACAUUAAUUCUUGCACCGAUGGCUUUGAAAAAACGUGCAAUAAACAUUGUCUGUUGAGUCUGCGCUGCUCAGAAAUCAUCAUAGUUCGGUCGUGUGGUAGCAGAGGGCGUGCAUCACAUGAACAAAAGAUGGUCGCCAAUAACAACGGAGAUAAAGAAAAGUGUGUUGAGGGGAUAAACCUCCACAGAAGAUAUGGUGAUAAAUCUCCACAGCAUCAGUACAACAGAUCAGUAAAAUAGAUUCAUUUUCUACGCUGGACAUUAAACCCACAGUAUAUAGUGGCAGUUUUUGAAAUUAUGUACCUAUUUUCCACUUUCAUGUUGUCAUAUUUUCACACGACUGGUUAUUGCGGUUUCCUUUCUACAUAUGCUCACCUAUGAAAAAGUGGUGCAUCAAAUCUCGUUAUCUUUGCUGUACAGUUCAGUUUACAGUCGUCAUUUUUGAACUCAUGGUUCACGUCCUGCCGAAGCGAUGCGUGUUUUAAUCCAGAUAUGGUUAGACAUAAUAUUCUGCUGAUAGGCUAGUUUGCUAGGGGUCGAUCUCCUCAGGACCAGUGCAAUAUAAAAAAAAAAUCUUAAUGUUGACAUACUUGAUAAAUGUAUGUAAAAGGCAGGUUCAAGUAAAACACUUCAGGCACAAUGUUUCUCACUUUGGACUUUAUAUUGGACUCGUUUGUGUACUUGUUAUAUUUUGUGUUUGUUGUAUUCCUAAUAUGUGAUGUGCACUUGUUACGUUUGAUGUUUGAUUGUAGUGUGUAAGUUGGGCAUAAAAUGUAAAGUGUGUGCAAAUCAGCUUGUGAAUCACAUAAAUUGCUUGUUUGACUGUUAAUUUUAUUAUGUUUUGCAGUGAUGCCUAGUUGAGGCUGUGUGGGAUGUUAGAGGAAUGUAACUAUUAGAUUAGGUGGUUUAGGGUAGUGUGUGGUUGUUUUUGAGUGCAGUUAUGAAUUACUUUUUUUUUUUAAUUUUCUCAAUAUAAAUGUAACUCAUUUAAAAUUAAGUUCCAGAGAAAUUUGCUACUGAUAAGAAUCUGAAUUAAUUAAUUCUUUGGAAGUCUGUUUUAAGUUGCGGAGGCUUUUCAGCUUUGUGGUGUGUGCUAAAUUAUUGUAAUGUUUUCCUGCUGCUGUGCUAAAUUCUCCUGAAUGUAUUUAUUUUUGUUAGUUUAUAUUUUUAUCACAUGACUCUUUUGAAAAGAAGAAUUGAUCUGUAAUUCUGUCACCAGUAGUUUGAAGGGGUAAUGGUCCACUAUGUCCUGCGACACAACUGCCGUUUUUUUCUGUGAUUGUAUUGAACAUCUCGACUCCAGUUUGCUUCAUCUGGACCAAUACUUUUUGAAUAAAGUUCUUUUGUUUUA
Molecule: messenger RNA, 3786 nt
Organism: Betta splendens (Siamese fighting fish)
Lineage: Eukaryota; Metazoa; Chordata; Actinopteri; Anabantiformes; Osphronemidae
Gene: tmem201
Product: transmembrane protein 201
Exons: 11
Coding region: 139-2094 (651 amino acids)
Biological process (GO): nuclear migration along microtubule
Cellular component (GO): nuclear inner membrane
Molecular function (GO): lamin binding; actin filament binding
Source: RefSeq, a predicted model, not a curated record